Molecule: messenger RNA, 1710 nt
Organism: Colletotrichum graminicola M1.001
Lineage: Eukaryota; Fungi; Ascomycota; Sordariomycetes; Glomerellales; Glomerellaceae
Exons: 4
Coding region: 1-1710 (569 amino acids)
Source: RefSeq, a predicted model, not a curated record
AUGGGGGCUGCGUGUAGUUCCAACGCAGACUGCAACGAGUUCAAUGAAGAUCCUACUGAUCCAGAUAUCAUGGGAAUCGGGGUUCUUCUCGCUUUCGUGGUUCCGGUGCUGCUAUCCACGAUCGCCAUCUGCCUGGCGUACAUCGCUCGCACCACCUUCCACGCCUGUUUGUACAUGGAGAUCGAUAAUAUGAUCCUUGGGAGGCUGGAGCGGCAACGGUCGGUUCUGGCCUCCAUUCGCAGCACAAAGUACCUGCAGCUCAUCCUCGGGCUGAGCGACCAGCUGCUGGUGACGAGCUUCGGCAUCCUCAUCGCCCUCUACGUGCAGACGUGCAGCAUGUCCCUGCUCUGCUUCAGGGUCGGCGAGGCGCUCGCCUAUCUCGCAUCCGGCGUACACAUGGACUGCCUCCUGGCCCUGGGGUCCCACUUCGAGGAGCACAGGCGGCAGGCGAAGGUGCGCAUCUGGCUCAUGGCGUUCCUUCUCGUCUUCAUCCUCACAACCAGCUUCCUCACCUAUCUUACCGACAGCAACAGCGUGCGAAGGACCGUUUCCUGCGCCAUACGCCACUACAAGACUGACUGGCCGUACCUCUUUGUCGCGUGGCUCGCCCUCUGCUGGUGGGUCGCCUCCAGCUUCCGUAACUCCAUGUCCCAGCUCCGUAACGCGCGCUCCCAGUUCCCACGCGUCUACUCUCUGGUGAACUGUGCGCUGAGUGCUGUUUACCGAGACGAGGCGUCGAGGAGGAGCCUGGAGGCGUGGAAUGAAUAUGAGAGACAAGAGAUGCGCGCAAUGUACAGCCGGAGGUGUCGCCAGCUCCGAAAGAGGUCGCCGAAGCCUCCCUGGCGGGUAACGGCGCGUAUCGUAGCCCAGGCCAUAUUCGGGGAUUUCUGGCGGUCACUGAUCUUUGCCCUCUGUGUGAACUUUAGCUUCACGGUCACGGGGAUAUAUUUUCUAUUGGAGGUCCUGGUCUACGCGCGGGUCGAUUACUCGCAUCUUUUAGAGCCCAAGUUUGGCCAGAUCCUGCCUCUUGUCAUGUUGAUUGUGUUGCUGUUGAACAUCAUGGAGGCCAGUGGCUCUCCGACAGAAACAGAUGGGCAGAGCGAGGCCAGAAACGACUCGCCACCUCGUAGAAGAACAGAAAGAGGCCAGCUCACGUUCCUUCUCCCGGAGAGAAACUCUCGACAGGGCACGGACGAGUGGGUGGUUCCCCCAAGGAGACGGGUCACCGUCUCCGAGGACCGCCGGCAGGCGGGCAUUGAAGCAACCAUGACUGGCGGCCUUUCAAGGCGGCAAACAGGAGACACCGUGCGGGAGCAAUCUACGCACGCCUAUCGCCAGACGACGAGCAUACCCGAGGAGUCGGAGGCGAGCGGUGUCGAGCUGCCGAACAGAGUGAACACCCUUGUGAUGGAGGCGGGACAUCUCGGAGAGGCGGAAAGCGAUGGGAGCUUUGACACCAGAUUCGGCCUGGCGGCCAUCGUGUACCAGGACACGCCGAGGUGGAUCAUCAAGCUGGCGUUCUUUGCGGCGCUUGCGGCAACCGGCGUGUUCUUCUACUUUCUGUGUGUGUAUUUCAACGAAAUGGUCAUCGCCAUGUGUGCUUUGAACCAGCUCUACCAGCUUGGGCACACUUGCAGAGGGUUUUGGAAGUUCUGGAGGUUUCGCAAAGAGCGAAAGGAAAUACAGCGCCGUCAGCCGGGUUCAACAUAG